Messenger RNA from Cavia porcellus (domestic guinea pig), 717 nucleotides. RefSeq names its product endothelial differentiation related factor 1 (gene Edf1). Gene Ontology annotation, cellular component: nucleus. Lineage: Eukaryota; Metazoa; Chordata; Mammalia; Rodentia; Caviidae. The record is from RefSeq and is a predicted model, not a curated record. The coding region runs from base 124 to 570 and encodes 148 amino acids. The transcript is spliced from 5 exons. Gene Ontology annotation, molecular function: DNA binding.
GGGAACCGCGGGCGGUGCCGCGGCGCAAGCGCCGGAAGCGGAGAGGCGACGAAGGGACGUCGCGUCGCUGAGGCAGGUCUCGAGCAGCUGCCGGAGCGGCCGAGGGAGCGUCGCCGCUGCACCAUGGCCGAGAGCGACUGGGACACCGUGACGGUGCUGCGCAAGAAGGGCCCCACGGCCGCACAGGCCAAGUCCAAGCAGGCCAUCUUAGCUGCUCAGAGACGGGGAGAAGAUGUGGAGACCUCCAAAAAAUGGGCUGCUGGGCAGAACAAGCAGCACUCGAUCACCAAGAACACGGCCAAGCUGGACCGGGAGACAGAGGAGCUGCACCAUGAUCGGGUGACCCUGGAAGUGGGCAAAGUGAUCCAGCGGGGCCGGCAGAGCAAGGGGCUGACGCAGAAGGACUUGGCUACGAAAAUCAACGAAAAGCCACAAGUCAUUGCAGACUAUGAGAGCGGACGGGCCAUUCCAAAUAACCAGGUUCUGGGCAAAAUCGAGAGAGCCAUCGGCCUCAAGCUCAGGGGCAAGGACAUCGGCAAGCCCAUCGAGAAGGGCCCUCGGGCGAAAUGAGCACAAAGCCUCGAAACAGUGCGUUCCGGCUGAGCCGUCUUGGCUGGGUCCCUGACACCAGCACUGACAUGGCCACGCAUGGCCCUGCGGAACAGGUCAGGCCCGUGGCCGACCCACCUGCUGUCAAACAAAGAGAAACCUUGUGAA